CAAUCUGCACAUCGGGCCGGUCUCAGGAGCUUCAUCCGCUACGGCUGGCGCUGGAGCUGGAGGGUGGCCGCUUUUGUGAUGAUAUUCAACACGGUGAGCACUGGUCUGUCUGUGUACCGCGAUAAAACCACCAUCGGUAACUUUGCUUCGGCAGGAGCCCUCACAGGAGCCCUCUUCAGAAUGCACUUGGGCCUGCAGGGACUGGCAGGCGGCUUCGUGUUUGGAGCGGUGUUUGGGAUCCCUGCGGGGGGCCUGUUGAUGGUAAUGCAGCAGCUUGCUGGUGAGACCUUGCAGGAGAAGAGAAAUCGCGAGCGCAGGGAGCAGUAUGAGCAGAAGUUGGCGGAGUGGCAAUCCAGGCUCAGCAUGACUGAAGUCUUAGGCCAGGCGGAAAGCAGCGCCCAGGGAGGACUGGAGAUGGAGCGAGCACGAGAAUCUGGGAGCUACUGA
Molecule: messenger RNA, 447 nt
Organism: Mesitornis unicolor (brown roatelo)
Lineage: Eukaryota; Metazoa; Chordata; Aves; Mesitornithiformes; Mesitornithidae
Gene: TIMMDC1
Product: translocase of inner mitochondrial membrane domain containing 1
Exons: 5
Cellular component (GO): mitochondrion
Source: RefSeq, a predicted model, not a curated record